Molecule: messenger RNA, 777 nt
Organism: Necator americanus (New World hookworm)
Lineage: Eukaryota; Metazoa; Nematoda; Chromadorea; Rhabditida; Ancylostomatidae
Exons: 3
Coding region: 1-777 (258 amino acids)
Source: RefSeq, a predicted model, not a curated record
AUGGAGCCUAGCGUUAUCGUGGAGGAGGUGCGCCGAAGCUCCUCUCGGCCGUUUUUCUCGAACGGUCUAUGCAAGCUUCUGGAGCUGACUAGCGUAUAUGGAACCGGUGACGGCGCGGCCUUGCGAGAGCAGCUCAUGAAACACCAUUCCCCUCGAAUCCCAGAAGCAACAAAGGAGAUACUUCUUGGUGUGGAGGUCCGAUUUGGCUUGCGUCGGCGGGUCUUCUCCACGCGCGGCACGGUGGACGUUAGAGUCAUAGAGGACGCAACUCUCAUCUUCAGUAAUAAGAUCUUCGAGAAACUCCUUUCGAUGCGAGCGAACGAGAGAUUGACAGAUGGAUAUCCGGGUGAACCGGGUGCCAUCCGUCAAGGUGUGAAGGAUCCAUCGAGCCACGUCGAGAAUGGCGGAGUCUUCGACAAUGUGGAGGCGUUCCGGCCGGGGCUUGUCUUCGAAGUCGGUGUCUUCGCUUGUGAAGCGAGCGAACCAGUGCUUGACAGUGUUGAUGGUAGUGGUGCCCUCGCCCAAUCUGCUGUUGAGGUUGCCGGCUGCUGCCGUUGCUCCAAUGCCGCCACUUCAUUCAUAGAAGAUGGUAGCUCGAACCUAACGGAUGGCGAUAUCGACGACCUCAACAAAAGCCUUGACGAUUUGCGGCUCGACAGCGAUGCUAAAGCUCCUGAUGGUGUGGAUGACAUGACUCCUGUUGUUGUUUCUGACACUGAAGAAUCCGAUUCUGACAUCUCAGACGACGACAACGACGAAGAAGCAGAGAGCACUUGA